UGUUUAUUGAUACUGGUUCAGACAACCUGAAAUACUCGGUUAAGCGUUUUGUUGUUGCCGAACGAAAGCGAAAAGUGAAUAGACAAAUUAACAUAAAAAGCGAAUGCGGGGAAACGAAACUCGAGCGGAAGGUGGAAUGUGUGCAAAGUGAUGUGAAAUGAUGCUGCCGCCGCAGCAGCUGGCCGUAUUGUGUGUGUACCGAAAGUGCAUCGAUUCGUCGCCUGGUCAGAGAGAGGCAAACGUUACAGUUUUAAGCUAAAGCUUUCUGAAUCUGUUCGGAAUAGGACAUGGUACAUAUGUAACACUUUCAACAUGCAGAACGUGAUGGGCUGUGGCGCCUACUCGAGAGCUAAACCAAAUCAUUACCCUGCAACUUGGUUUUCGGGGGGCGUCUGAAAAAUCGAUCGCAGUAAUUGGUAGCCACAACAGCCAAUCCGGGCGGCAAAUAAUGAUGAUGGUGUUGGAGUCCCCUGAAACAGCUCGGUGCUCAGCCGACUUGGCCGGAAAAUUAACCAGAGAUGGCUAUAUGAAUACGUCUCAGUAAACAGCAGAUACUAUUCCAGUCGAAGCGAAGCGAGACCGAUACCGCAGACAUGUCGAAAACAAGGGGUCGCAUUCUGAUUCCACUUCCUAAUACCGGAGCGAUGGGGCGCAAGCGCAACAACUUUUACAUGCGCAGCCUCUUCCUGCUGGCCCUCUGCAUCUUCGGGCUGCUACAAUAUCACAAUUUUAACUACUUGGACUCGCGGGACAAUGUGCUGGGAGAUGCGGUCACCAACGACUCGGACGACGCCAUACUGGCCAUGGUGCCCGCCACUCUUCACAAGUAUCUCACACCGCACUCCCGCAAUCACACCGCUUCGGGAGCGGGAGCAGCCUUGCUCCUUAAUGCGAGCAGCCCUGGAGGCGUAACUGCCACCACACUCAGCUUCGACGUCUACCACCCUCCGAAUAUUACGGAGAUCAAGCGUCAGAUCGUGAGGUACAACGAUAUGCAGCUCGUGCUCAACGAAGACACAUUUGGGCCCCUGCAAAACGAUUCUGUGAUAAUUGUAGUCCAGGUGCACACGAGAAUUACCUACCUGCGCCAUCUAAUCGUAAGCCUGGCGCAGGCGCAAGACAUCUCCAAGGUGUUGUUGGUGUUCUCCCAUGACUACUAUGACGACGAUAUUAAUGAUCUAGUGCAGCAGAUAGAUUUCUGCAAGGUCCUGCAGAUCUUCUACCCAUACUCCAUUCAAACGCAUGCGAACGAGUUUCCUGGAGUGGAUCCCAACGAUUGCCCGCGGAACAUUAAGAAGGAGCAAGCUCUGCUCAGCAACUGCAACAAUGCUAUGCACCCCGAUCUCUAUGGCCACUACCGGGAAGCCAAGUUCACACAGACGAAACACCAUUGGAUCUGGAAAGCGAACCGUGUGUUUAAUGAGCUGGAGGUCACGCGCUUUCACACAGGCCUGGUCCUAUUCCUAGAGGAGGAUCAUUACGUGGCCGAAGACUUCUUAUACCUACUGGCCAUGAUGCAGCAACGAACCAAAGACUUGUGCCCGCAAUGCAACGUGCUAUCACUGGGCACGUAUCUCAAGACCUUCAAUUACUACACCUACCACAGCAAGACUAACAAGAAAUCCUAUGCUUCCUCGCUGAUCUCGACAAGCAGUCUAUUAGGAUACAAUAGGAAUAACAAUAAUAGAAACUCUGUGCAAUUAGCCGUGUCGUCCUCCUAUUCUUCCUCAUCACCUGCUGCGCAAACAUCAUCAACGUCAUCCCUCAAGUCCGCCAAAGUCUAUGUGGGCGACACCGCUGACAACCAGAAAGCCAGUGACCUAAAGAGAGAUAAUACCAGUAUCAAACGGGGCAACCUCAUCAACACUGUCACCGCCACCGCCGCCAUAUCCGACACCAACAAUGAGCAAAGUAGCCAUAGCAGCAACAAAAAUGGUGCACAAACAUGGAACUAUCAUGUCCUGCCGUCAUUGUAUUCCGUCUAUCAGAAGGUGGAGGUAAUGCCGUGGGUCAGCAGCAAGCACAACAUGGGAUUUGCCUUCAACCGCACCACCUGGACGAAUAUCCGGAAGUGUGCCCGCCACUUUUGCACCUACGACGACUACAACUGGGACUGGUCGUUGCAGCACGUUUCGCAGCAGUGUCUCCAGCGCAAACUCCACGCGAUGAUCGUCAAGGGGCCUAGAGUUUUUCACAUUGGAGAAUGUGGGGUGCACCAUAAAAACAAGAACUGCGAGUCCAACCAGGUCAUUUCGAAGGUGCAGCAUGUCCUGCGCAUCGCCCGGAACUCACAUCAGCUCUUCCCACGCUCCCUUACCCUAACGGUGCCCAGUCUGAUGAAAAAGUCCAAGCUGCGGAAGGGUAACGGUGGGUGGGGCGACCUCCGAGACCACGAGCUGUGUCUGAAUAUGACGCUAUCGAAUAGGCUCCGUCCAGCCUUCAAGAUCGGAAGAGUUCGAGUCCCGAGCGACGGCAAAGCAAUCCUUACAACAGAAGAACCGUUACGGUUACUAGCAACAUAUAAGGAAUAUAUCUACUCGUAUCCCAGAUUGUGCCGAAACCGUUUAGUAAAUGGUCAUGAUGUAGUUCGAGUUAGAGAAGCCAGCAAAUCGCAUAAACUAGUCAUAGCAUUGUGCACGCAAAUGAAUAAAUAGAUCAGAUCACCCUUUUGAUAAAUCUACGGUUAUACAUAUGUUUUAAGCCUGUAAAUAGUUGAAUUGCGUUGUAUAAUUGCUUGGGGUCUUUUUAAUAUAAACGCGCAGAACUAAAGUAAUUUGUUAUUUUAUAUUCGUUAGUCAAAAACGCUUUUACGUAUAGGAAAUUUUGAUUAAUCAAAACGAAUAAUCUUAGUGAAUAAACGCCAAGAAAAUGCUCUACC
Molecule: messenger RNA, 2878 nt
Organism: Drosophila kikkawai
Lineage: Eukaryota; Metazoa; Arthropoda; Insecta; Diptera; Drosophilidae
Source: RefSeq, a predicted model, not a curated record